UGUUAUUGCCUACAUUCACACCAAACAAUAACCCCAAAAACAUGGCGACCGUGUCCAAUUAAAAAAGACAAAAACAAAUUUGAAAACGACAAAUGUACGGACAACUUCGUGAAAAAUUCAAACUGACCGAAAGACUACUGGUGAUAGUGCUUGUGCUGGUGUUCAUUUGGGUCUGUCAGGAAAUUCUGUAGACAUGUCAAAACACAAGGUGUCUUAUUUCUUCAACCCCGACGUCGGGAACUUUCACUACGGCACCGGACAUCCCAUGAAGCCGCAUCGCUUAAGCGUCAUACACAGUUUGGUCCUGAACUAUGGGUUGAACAAGCACAUGCAAAUCUACAGACCAUACAAGGCUAGUGUGCAUGAUAUGUGCAGGUUUCACAGCGAUGAGUAUAUUGAUUUUCUCCAGCGUGUGACACCACAGAAUAUUCAGGCAUUUACUAAACAUCUAAGCCACUACAAUGUAGGGGAUGAUUGUCCAGUUUUCUAUGGUCUUUUUGACUUUUGUUCAAUGUAUACUGGCGCCAGUUUAGAGGGGGCAAUGAAAUUGAACAACAACCACUGCGAUAUCGCCAUUAAUUGGUCAGGGGGUUUGCACCAUGCUAAAAAAUUUGAAGCUUCAGGCUUCUGUUAUGUGAAUGACAUAGUGAUCGGCAUUUUGGAACUGCUCAAAUACCACCCCAGAGUGCUAUAUAUAGACAUUGACGUGCACCAUGGCGACGGGGUGCAAGAGGCCUUUUAUCUAACAGACAGGGUGAUGACAGUAAGUUUCCACAAAUAUGGCAACUACUUUUUUCCCGGGACUGGAGACAUGUACGAAAUCGGGGCGGAAAGUGGGCGGUAUUAUUCGGUAAACGUGCCACUGAAAGAGGGAAUCGACGAUCAGAGUUACUGGAUGGUUUUCAAGCCUGUAAUAUCAAAUGUUAUGGAAUUCUUUCAGCCGACUGCGAUCGUCCUUCAAUGCGGCGCCGAUUCUUUGGCCAACGACAGGUUGGGCUGCUUCUCCUUGAGCACAAAAGGACAUGGGCAAUGUGUGGAGUUUGUGAAGAGUUUAAAUGUUCCUACUUUGGUAGUUGGAGGUGGAGGUUACACACUGAGAAACGUAGCAAGAUGUUGGACAUAUGAAACCUCACUGCUAGUGGAUGAACAAAUCUCCAAUGAACUCCCAUAUACCGAGUACCUCGAGUUUUUCGCCCCUGAUUUCACUCUCCAUCCGGAAGUUGUCACACGAACAGAAAACGCAAACAGCAAACAAUAUUUGGAGGCAAUCACCAAAUUCACAUACGAUAAUUUAAAAAUGUGUCAACAUUCGCCCAGCGUUCAAAUGCAUGACGUACCGGGCGAUAUGAUUAAAGAGGACGAAAAAGUGAAGGAGGAAGACGAUCCUGAUGUAAGGAUCAGUCAGGAUUUGGAGGAUAAGAUGGUGGAGGCGAAAAAUGAAUUUUAUGAUGGGGAUAGAGAUAAUGAUAAAGAUGAUGUUAAGACUUGACAGUAGAUAUUAAGAUGGAAAAGUAAUAUUCCGUUAGAUUAAGUGCAGUUGUUCACUGUGUGAUAUUUUAUGUCCUUUUAUUAAGCUAUUAAAGAAAUUCGUGUCUUA
Messenger RNA from Aethina tumida (small hive beetle), 1597 nucleotides. RefSeq names its product histone deacetylase 3 (gene HDAC3). Gene Ontology annotation, molecular function: histone deacetylase activity. The coding region runs from base 194 to 1489 and encodes 431 amino acids. The transcript has 4 exons. The record is from RefSeq and is a predicted model, not a curated record. NCBI's taxonomy places the organism in Eukaryota, Metazoa, Arthropoda, Insecta, Coleoptera, Nitidulidae.